GCCCAACACACUGGCACGUAUCCUCAUGCGUUCCCAGUUGUUGGAUAAACUCCGGACUUCCAGUGGGAAACGAUCGUAACAGGCCGCGCCUGGGCGUAUUCUUGCAUCCAAACACUCCCGUCACCGGUCUGUCUGCACGGCUAUCUUAGAAAUCUUAGAAAUAGGAAAAAAAAAAGAAGGAAAAAGGAGCCUUUGAAGAAAAACCUUCAGCCUUCGAAGAAGAAGCUCAGAGAGUAGAAAGUAGAAAGUGUAAUUUGGUAUCCAUUAUCGAUGGGAUAUGUUCAAGAAGCCAGAGAAAAUCAUGUCAAGAAGAAAGUAGAAGAAGCUUUACGUAGCAAAAUGAAGCAGAAGGCGCUUAAAGAAUGUGAUCAAUACACUAAAAAGUAUGCUGAAUGCGCUUUAGGAAGAACAUUAUCUGUUGUCUGGCAGUGUCGCAAACAGGCGAAAGAGUUGAAUGAUUGCCUGCAUCAGUAUACCAAUGACUCUGUAUUGGAAGAGAUGAAGAGAGAAUACACGCUUCAACAGGAAGGCAAAUGAUUGUGAAAAUUAAGCAUGUGCUCAAGAGACUCAAUGUUCUCUGGUUCUGCAAAUAUGAUGAACUUGCAUAGCAAAGACCAGAUGAUGCCGAAGAGGAUUCCUAAAUUACAUGUUCUUAUGUCUCAACCAUAAGAUUCAUUAGUUUUUUUGAUGAUAUCAGGUUCACUUUUGUUCUGAUUGCCAUCCUUGUAGAAGGAAUAAAUUGCAAAUAUAGUUUCUGUUCUGCAAAAAUUUUCAGAUGCUUAGGUUGUCAAAAAAUUGCUACAGGAACCCUCCAACUCCACCUUGGGAAAUCACUGACAUAAUCUUGGAUAUUAAAUUGCAUUGUCAAAGUUUGGCAA
Messenger RNA from Macadamia integrifolia, 878 nucleotides. RefSeq lists its product as uncharacterized. The record is from RefSeq and is a predicted model, not a curated record. The coding region runs from base 271 to 537 and encodes 88 amino acids. Gene Ontology annotation, cellular component: mitochondrion. NCBI's taxonomy places the organism in Eukaryota, Viridiplantae, Streptophyta, Magnoliopsida, Proteales, Proteaceae. The transcript is spliced from 3 exons.